Messenger RNA from Rhagoletis pomonella (apple maggot), 1893 nucleotides. RefSeq names its product cytochrome b5 reductase 4. Bases 143 to 1765 code for a protein of 540 amino acids. Gene Ontology annotation, biological process: generation of precursor metabolites and energy; superoxide metabolic process. The transcript has 6 exons. Gene Ontology annotation, molecular function: oxidoreductase activity; heme binding. The record is from RefSeq and is a predicted model, not a curated record. Gene Ontology annotation, cellular component: endoplasmic reticulum. Lineage: Eukaryota; Metazoa; Arthropoda; Insecta; Diptera; Tephritidae.
UGAAUCUACAUACUUGUGUGACACACCUUGCAAUGAUUUUGUUAUACAAAUGUUUAGUUAAAAACUAGCACUUUAACGAUAAGAAAAACAUUGAUGCCGGUCGAGCGGGCAACAUCGUGUUCUUUAUUGUUUAGAGUACAAAAUGUCCGAUGCGAACAGCAAAUCGCCCAUGAACAAUCUGCAGCUACCAAUUACAGCGCAAACCGGGCAAAUGCUAGCGCCAUCCAGCACUGCUCCACAGAAAUUGAACUCCGGUUCCGCGACGGGGAAUCCGCGCAAUAAAUGUGCGCUCAAGCCGGGUCAUUCGCUUAUGGAUUGGAUACGACUUGGAAACUCAGGCGUAGAUCUAGCGGGUACGUGCGGUCGUGUAACACCAGUAAGUAAUGAGGAGUUGGCGCGACAUAAUACACGGGAAGAUGCUUGGAUGGCCAUACGUGGCAAAGUAUUUAAUGUGACUCGCUACAUGGACUUCCACCCGGGUGGAGUGGACGAACUGAUGCGCGGCGUUGGGCGCGAUGCCACUAAAUUGUUCGAUGACGUACACGCCUGGGUUAACUACCAGCAACUGCUUCUGAAAUGCUAUAUUGGUCCUCUGCGUUCGUUAGUAAAAAUGGAUUCUAUACCUGAAGGUAAACAAAUAGGGCCUUUCACCGACUUUGCCAAACCUCCCAGCAAAAAACCAGUUGCCUUCAGCAGCGAGAUAGUGCCACGUUUUGACUGGAUACAGAAACGUCAAGAUGUCACGCUGUAUAUUUAUACGCGCCAACUUUGCAAUCCCGGGCUGUUCGUUUGUCGAAACAAUGCCAAUGCGCUGCAGCUGCAGGUACAAAUCGUAGAUGCGCAUCACCUCUUCGAAUUUGAGUUGCACGGUGAAGUGCAGUGGCCACCGAAGGAUGUGCGUGUGGGUAGCGAAAGUGGCAAAAUCGAGGUAACGCUCACAAAAGUCGAACCUGCAUUAUGGUCUACGUAUGGCGCGCACACGGCGACGAAAUGUUCAGCCAGCGUGUCUGACGAGCUGCUGCAUGAGUAUGAAGUAGUGAAUUGCGUGGAUUUCAAUCAUAAUUCCUUCGAACUAAGUUUGCAUGGCAAGCAGAAUGUUUUGAUGGUACUGCCCAUUGGUUAUCAUGUGACAGUAGCGGCUCUGAUAAACGGAGAUUUGGUGCGUCGUAGUUAUACGCCCGUGAAUGCUAGUUUUUUGCAGCAGAGUACAGUUACCGACGAAAACUAUGCAACAAACCUACAUUUCCUUGUUAAAAGCUACAGAGAUGGCGCGCUUUCGAUGCAUUUGCGCCAACAGAAAGCUGGUCAAAUGUUACUACUCUCAGCGCCGCGCGGUAAUUUUCAUCUGCAACGUUUAUUGGCGCAUCGGCAAAUAGCGAUUAUUGCUGCUGGCAGUGGCAUAACGCCCAUGCUGAAUCUCAUCGAACACCUGUUGAAACGAAAUGCAAACCGCAUCGACUACUUACGCUUAUUAUAUUUUAAUAAAACGCCGGCGGACAUCUGGUGUCGCAAAUAUCUGGAACAAUUGCAUGCGGGUGAUGAGAGAUUUCAGCUGGUUAAGGUACUUUCUGAAGCUGAUACUGAAUGGACCGGGCUACGCGGACGCAUUUGUAAAGAGCUACUCGCCCCACUAUUAACGAAAAAUACGCCAGAAUAUGCUAGUUUUGCUACGAUAUGUGGGCCCAGUGGAUUCAGUCAAGCGGCAGAGGACUUGUUAAGAGAACUGCAAUUUGAUUUGGCAAAUUUACACAUCUUUCAGGGAUAAAAUGCUUUCACAAGUGCAAGUAUAUAGUCUUUUAGUUAAAUAGUAGACGUUCAUUUAUGACUUUGUAGCAUAAUGGUAUUGGUAUUAGUAAAUUUUAACAAUUUACAUGUAUGUACAUUAUAAAAAUA